GAUUACUAAUAAUAUUCAUAUAACAGAAAAUUGUACUCCGUAUUUGAUACAAUCCGCUCGAUAUCUAUAAGCGUAUGAAAUUUGUACGGAGUAAUUAAUAUAAUGGAAUCAAAAACCUUGGCAUCCAUGGAGCCCAAUCUCCAAAGCCCUGCCGCGAAAUCUCCGGCGCCACAACUACCGCCGCCGUCGACGCCACAGUCCUCUCAAGUUUUGCGGCAGUGGAGGCCGGCGGCGCAGCGGAAUAUCAAAAACCAGUGGUUGAAAUUGGUUUCUCUCUGGAAGGACUGGCUGUCUUACUCCUCCUCCGCUCGCUCGCACGCCACUUCUCUAGUAAACUCGUAUCUCUCGCAGAGGUACAUGGAUGGAAUGGAGUUGGGAGUUUUGAGUGACAUGCCAGAUAUAAGAAAGAAAGCAUGCCAUAAGUUAUCCAGGCAGCAGGUGACCAAUAGAAGUAACCUCUUGUCAUCCUACAAAAAUAUGGUUGGCAUUGUAACUCAGAUGGUCAACACUUCUAGAUCCAUGAGGUGUUAUCUCAAAGGGACGAGCAGCAGCCCAAUUAUACAGUUUUCUAGCAACCAAGAUAACCAGAAUGACACUGGUGAUGGUGGCGGAGUUCCUGUGUUCACAUUUUUGGCAAUCACUUCUUUUGAGAAAAUGGCGGAAGAGUUGGUUCAAAUGUUAAAAUCUGAAAUAGGUUUAAAGCGGUUACUUGUAAUGGAGUUCUGCUCCAUUAGUGACGAAGAUAACAACAGCAUUGUUUGGUCAGAGGAGUUAUAUCCGGGGGAGUUUGAUGAUCUCAUUAUAUGCGGUUUGUACUCCGAUGAAGCUAGUGAGCUAAUCUUUCCAGGUGACGCAAGUUACAAAUCAGAUAUGCCUACAAAUUUAUCUGGCCAUCAAGAAGAGCGGAAUGUUCUCCAGGUAUACUUAACAACAUGGCUUGCAGAAGUGAACAUUGACAGAUUGAGGAUCGAUGAAAUAUUCGGCAUAGUAGGAGAGGAAGUUCACAUUACCCUCUCUUGACCAUGGAAGCUGGAAACACACUCCAUACCUCAUUUUGCGACUACCAACAAAAAGCACAUUGUACUUAUGUUGCAUACCCAUCACACUUCAAUUCCAUUCCUUAGAGGUGUUUGGUAAAUGACCGGUAAUUGAUUGGGUUAGUAAUGGUUGGUAGCUGAUUGGGUUA
Ipomoea nil (Japanese morning glory) is the source of this 1186-nucleotide messenger RNA. RefSeq lists its product as uncharacterized. NCBI's taxonomy places the organism in Eukaryota, Viridiplantae, Streptophyta, Magnoliopsida, Solanales, Convolvulaceae. The coding region runs from base 103 to 1020 and encodes 305 amino acids. The transcript has 8 exons. The record is from RefSeq and is a predicted model, not a curated record.